Salvelinus sp. IW2-2015 is the source of this 3579-nucleotide messenger RNA. The record is from RefSeq and is a predicted model, not a curated record. NCBI's taxonomy places the organism in Eukaryota, Metazoa, Chordata, Actinopteri, Salmoniformes, Salmonidae.
UUUCUUUUCCUGAGUGGUAAAAUUCUGUUAUAUAUCAGGAAAAUAUUCUAACACUUGGGAUUUGAGAUCACUUGACUUGGAUACACGACGGUCCAUAAUAAAUCGAUCAAAUGUAUUUAUAAAGCACCUUUUUAUGUCAGGAGAUAUCACAAAGUGCUUAUACAGAAACCCAGCCUACAACCCCAGUUGUGGUUCGGCUAGAAUAAGAUGAAUGCCUGGAAAGAAGAGUAGUAUUUGAGGCUAUUAGCUCUAUUUGCCUGUCAGAAGAAUCGUGGUGGAGUAUUGCGCUCCAGUAAACACCUUGCGUCCAGUGGUUGAUUCGCUGGAUGUAUUGUUGUCAUGAAUGAAUAAAAACGUGCGUGUGAGUCCGGGCGCAGCUCAGUCUGUAAGCAUGGAUACCACUAUUGGAGUCUCGUUUUUGGACCCGUUGAAUGAUUACGAGUUAAUUCAACGUAUUGGGACUGGCACGUAUGGUGAUGUGUUCAAGGCUCGAAACAUCAGGAGUUCAGCAAUGGCAGCCAUCAAAAUAGUCAAACUGGAUCCUGGUGAUAUCACAUCCAUCCAGCAGGAGAUCACUAUGAUGAAGGAAUGUAAGCACAAGAAUAUCGUGGCCUAUUUCGGCAGCUAUCACAGGAACACAAAAUUAUGGAUAUGCAUGGAGUACUGUGGAGGGGGGUCGUUACAAGACAUUUACCACGUGACUGGGCCGUUCAAGGAGAAGCAGAUAGCCUACAUCUGCAGAGAAACCCUCCAGGGCUUGUACCACCUGCAUGAGACAAGUAAAAUGCAUAGGGACAUAAAGAAACUGUGUUCCAGAGCCUUGAUGUUGAUGUCAAAAAGCAGCUUCCAGCCUCCCAGGCUCAAGGACAAGACCAAGUGGUCUGCAGGGUUCCAGAGCUUUGUGAAGAUGUCCCUCAUCAAGAACCCUAGGAAGAGGCCGUCGGCCGAAACGUUACUGCAGCACCCGUUUGUGACCCAGUUGCUGACCCGUAACCUGAUUAUUGAGCUGCUGGACAUGGCCAAUAACCCUGACCUCCACUCCACACACAGCAUGGACGACAACGAUCUGGAGAAUGGAGAAGCUGCUCCUGAUAAGAUCCAGUCUGCAGGGAAACUCCUGCCUGCAGAGAGGACUCUGUCUGAAGAGCAGCUGGACCAGGUGAAGUUUGGGCCUCCGUUGAGGAAAGUGACAGAGCCUUAUCCUGAUAUGCAAAGCUCGUAUGGAGACGAUUGGGACGUCUCAGAAGAGGACACUGAGUCACCGAGCCUGUUGGAAUGUGUGGAGGAAGCUCUGCAGCUGAGGAGCUUAACCAUUAAGAGAGUGCCAUCUGCUGGUGGGGGUAAAGGUGGGAGGAAGAGUGGGUUAUUCAGCCCUUCCACAGCCUCCCUGCCUGCCAUCAGCUCAUUCUGUCCCACCCUYGAGGACAAGGACCUCACCCUUGGCCCCAGCUCCAGCCUGGGGCCCGACUCCACCCACACACCCAAAAACUUCACGUCAGUCUUGGCCAGGUGUUCUGCAACUCAGGACAUCAGCAGACAGUGGUGUAGUGACCCCAGUGUUUCUGAGGGGGGCGCCGRACAGGCAGAGAAGAAGAAGACAGAAGGGGUGACCUCAUCAUGCAGAGAAACCUCUCUCUCUCCWGAGUGGAGCACACUGAGGAGGAAGACGAACUCUAGAGCUGAUUGUCAUGGACUCCCUCCUACCCCUCAAGUUCAUAUGGGCGCCUGUUUCUCUAAAGUCUUCAAUGGUUGUCCUUUGAAGAUCCACUGUGCUGUGACCUGGAUUCUCCCUAAAACUAGAGAUCAGUAUCUUAUUCUGGGGGCAGAAGAGGGUGUCUACACCCURAACCUCAACGAGCUCCAUGAGGACACCCUGGAGAAGUUGCUCCCACAGAGAUGUACCUGGCUGUUUGUCAUGAACAAUGUCUUGAUGUCCGUAUCAGGGAAGUCUUCCCAGCUGUACUCCCACAGUCUGACGGCUCUGUUUGAACAGAGGGGCCACAAGCAGCAGAAACAGAGUCACCUGUCCCUCAGUACCAACCGCCUCACUGAGAGGAUCAACCCCAGGCAGAGGGGGAAAUAUGCUGUAACUGUGAAGAUACCAGACACUAAAGGCUGCCGAAGAUGCAGCGUGGCAAGAAACCCACACACAGACAGCACGUUCCUGUGUGGGGCUGUACCAUCAGGUCUAAUUCUACUCUUGUGGUAUGAGCCUCUGCAGAAGUUCUUGCAGCUCAAGCAUAUAGACAUACGUCUACCGGAUUCGCUCCCUAUCUUUGAGCUACUGGUGUUAGUGAAGGAUGAGUUCCCACAGCUAUGUGUCGGGGUGGGGGACRGUGCUGCAGAGGGAGGGAAACCACCAACCAACCAGCAGCUGAAGUUCGACAUCAUAGAGUUGAACGGCACACCAAAUUCUUCACCAGAGAGUACGCCGGACCMGGGCCGGACCGGAGCCGGACCGGGAGCCAUGCAGGCAACACAGCUGGACAGAGACACGGUUCUCAUUGUACUGGAGAAGACUGUGAAGAUUGUCAACCUACAAGGUCUUCCCUCCAAGGAGCUGGCUGCUGAACUUGUCUUUGACUUCCCCAUUGAAACACUAAUUUGUUUACAGGACAGUGUUCUGGCUUUCUGGAAGCAUGGUCUUAAAGGGAGGAGUCUUCACACAAAUGAGGUCACGCAGGAAAUCACAGACGAAAGCAGAGUAUUCCAGGUCUUGGGGACGAAUAGGGAUAUUGUUCUUCAGAGUACCCCCACAGAGGACCCGUCAGCCAUGACCAACCUCUAUAUCCUGACUGGCCAUGAAAGCAGCUACUGAGAGAAGGGAGAAAAGGACUGAAAGAAAAUAAUAGAUAUUGGGAUUUAAGUAAGAAGAGAAGAAGAGUGUGUCUUGAGAMGGGAAGUGCUUCUCUGGCACCUAAUAAACUCACUGUAGACUUGUCUCAAACUGAACUAACCCCCUCUACCUGCAUAUGGGGAACAGACAGACCAUGGGGGACUCUCACACACUAAACCACAGGGAGAUAACUGAGCUGGUGUGUGUUUGAGGAAGGACUUGUAAAAAAAGACUUGUCAGAGAGAGCCCCCUGUCGUGACCUCUAACCCCUUGAAUGGCACAAACUACUUUUAACCUUACACAACCCCAUUGUCUAUUUUUACUGGUAUGACUGAUAACUGAAGUCUGACCUGUCUCCUGAAACAACAUUGUGAARACCACCCUGCUCUGUCCAUUAACUGUAGUAUUACUAUGUGACGUCAUGGCAUAGGUGGCGCCGCUCCAAGAUGUCAACAUAAAUAGUUUAGAAAAUAUGUGCCAUAGAAUCAGAGUGCCAAUACAUUCUAAAAGUGCUUUGAAAGACUUUACUGAGAUCAAUUUAAAGGCCUGUUUCCCAGACCCAGAUGAAGACUAUUCCAGCACUAAAAAGGGCUUGCAACAUGUGUUUUUUUCCACAAAGUGCUCAAAGACUGGUAGUGAUACUAUGUUGUGUUUAAUGAUUUUGGUUUGGUUUGGUUUGGUUGUGCAGUAUGAGGCCUAAUGUAACACUCAUCAUCCAUGAAAUACACUUGAAGGAGCAUGCA